CAGGCGCAAAUGGACUUUCGGAAUUCUGGAUUUGCUUGCAUGGCGGAAGGUAGUUGUUGCUAGCAGAAUUUUGGCUUCGAGUUCAGUGAAUCUUGAGAAGUUUUGAAAGGAAACAAACCGGCUUCAACAUGAGUAAAUUCAACUCAAAUAAGCAGACUGACUCGAAAUAUUUCACCACAACAAAGAAAGGUGAAAUAUAUGAAUUGAAAGGCGAGCUCAACAGUGAUAAGAAGGAGAAGAAGAAAGAAGCUGUAAAAAAGGUGAUAGCUAGUAUGACUGUAGGAAAGGAUGUCAGUGCUCUUUUUCCUGAUGUUGUUAACUGCAUGCAAACAGACAAUCUGGAAUUGAAGAAGCUUGUGUAUUUGUAUCUGAUGAACUAUGCAAAGUCUCAGCCAGACAUGGCAAUUAUGGCUGUUAAUACAUUUGUCAAGGAUUGCGAAGAUUCAAACCCACUAAUUAGGGCUCUUGCUGUGCGUACAAUGGGUUGCAUAAGAGUUGAUAAGAUCACAGAGUAUUUGUGUGAACCUCUACGCAAGUGUCUGAAGGAUGAGGACCCAUACGUUAGAAAGACGGCAGCUGUUUGUGUGGCAAAGUUACAUGAUAUCAAUGCAACAUUAGUGGAAGACCAAGGUUUUCUUGAAACUCUUAGGGACCUGCUUUCAGAUUCAAAUCCUAUGGUUGUUGCAAAUGCGGUGGCUGCUUUAGCUGAGAUUGCCGAUUCAUCCCCAAAUGCCCAUCAAUAUUUUGAAAUUAACCCACAGACAAUUAAUAAACUUCUUGCCGCCCUCAACGAGUGCACAGAAUGGGGACAGAUCUUUAUCCUCGACUCGCUUGCCACCUAUGAGCCUAAAGAUGAAAAAGAAGCACAAAGCAUCUGUGAAAGAAUCACUCCUCGCUUGUCUCAUGCUAAUGCUGCUGUUGUUCUGUCCGCAGUUAAGGUUUUGAUGAAAUUCAUGGAAAUGAUAUUGCAAAACUCGCCAUACAUGAACAGUCUUAUCAAGAAGCUUUCACCUCCUCUGGUCACCCUGUUGUCGGCUGAACCGGAGAUCCAAUACGUCGCGUUACGAAACAUCAAUCUUAUUGUUCAAAAGAGACCCGACAUUUUGAAACAUGAAAUCAAAGCAUUUUUUGUCAAGUACAAUGACCCAAUCUACGUGAAGCUAGAAAAAUUGGACAUUAUGAUUCGCCUGGCAACGCAGCAAAAUAUUGGACAAGUUCUUGCUGAACUCAAAGAAUAUGCUACCGAGGUUGAUGUCGAUUUUGUGAGAAAGUCUGUGCGUGCUAUAGGAAGAUGUGCAAUUAAAGUUGAGCAAUCAGCUGAGAAAUGUGUGACGACACUUCUGGAUUUGAUUCAGAACAAAGUAAAUUACGUGGUGCAGGAGGCCAUAAUUGUUUUGAAGGACAUCUUCAGAAGAUACCCAAACAAAUACGAGGGGAUCAUUGCUACGCUGUGCGAGAAUCUUGACUCACUUGACGAACCGGAAGCACGCGCAUCAAUGAUAUGGAUCAUUGGAGAGUAUGCAGAACGAAUUGACAAUGCUGAUGAGCUUUUGGCUACGUUCUUAGAAGGAUUCCAGGAUGAAAAUGCUCAGGUGCAGCUGCAGUUGCUAACUGGCAUAGUGAAGCUGUUUUUGAAGAGACCAACAGAUACCCAGGAAUUGGUGCAACAGGUUUUGAGUUUGGCAACGCAAGACAGUGACAAUCCUGAUCUUCGAGAUAGAGGAUAUAUUUACUGGAGAUUGCUGUCGACCGACCCUGCUGCUGCGAAGGAUGUGGUAUUGGCUGAAAAACCAUUGAUAUCAGAGGAAACCGAUUUACUGGAGCCGAGUCUCCUUGAUGAGCUUAUAUGCCAUAUAUCUAGCCUCGCAUCGGUGUACCACAAGCCUCCUAGCUCGUUUGUUGCUGGUCGCACCCCGGUUCGUCGUGCUGCUCUACCUUCGAGAAUGGAACCCGCAGGGGAGCCUGACGACGGCACUCCAGUGCUGGAAACCGCCGAACCGGCUGCCCCAAGUCAGCCUGCCGCUGCACCCCAAGCCGGAGGAAACUUACUCAUUGGGGAUCUCCUGGCAAUGGAUUUCGGAGCUAAACCCACCCCAGCCCAACCAACUUUCCAACCACAACCCCCUAUCCAGCAAGCACCACCAGCGGGUGGAAUCGAUCUUCUUAGCGGCGACCUUGGAGGAUUAUCUUUGGGAGAGCAACCUCCUCCACAGCCCUCGUUCGGCGGCGCUGCAGGCAUUGGAGAUCUCUUCAGUCUCAGUGGUGCAGUGUCAUCGGCUGGCUACACCCCGCCAAAAUCUAUAUGGCUGCCAGCAUCCAAGGGAAAAGGUCUUGAAAUUUCGGGCACAUUUAGUCGUCGCCAGGGUCAUAUUUACAUGGAUCUUACAUUCACCAACGUAGCGAUGCAAGCUAUGGGAGGGUUCGCGAUUCAGUUCAACAAAAACAGCUUUGGGUUAACUCCUGCUGCCCCGUUACAAGUCAAUACACCUCUACCACCAAACCAGAAGGCAGAUGCAUCAUUGCAGCUCAAUACCUCCGGUCCUGUCCAAAGGAUGGAUCCUCUCAGCAACUUGCAAGUGGCAAUUAAAAACAACAUCGAUGUAUUCUACUUUGGUUGUGUUGUUCCUCUUCACGUAUACUUUGUUGAAGAUGGUGAAAUGGAUCGAAAAGUUUUCCUCGCAACAUGGAAAGAUAUACCAGCGUCCAAUGAAGUACAAAGCCAGAUUACCGAUAUUCAGUUAUCGCCAGAUGCAGUUCAGCAAAGAUUUGCAGCCAAUAACAUCUUUACAAUUGCUCGUAGAGUCGUAGAUGGACAGGAGAUGCUGUACCAGUCUGUGAGAUUUACUAACGGUAUCUGGGUGAUGGCAGAACUCAAAAUGAUUCCAGGCAAUUCCAUCAUAUCGCUGGCGCUGAAAACCAGAGCUCUUGAUGUCAUUCAAGGGGUUCAAGAAGUGUAUGAAUCUAUUCUUCGCCAGUAGAUCUUAUUAUGGACAAUAAUACAAGAUAAUGUCUCUGGGAUAUGUAUUCCAUUUAAUUUGAUAAUGAUGAUAGUUAUAAAAUUUUCUUUA
Molecule: messenger RNA, 3068 nt
Organism: Rhopilema esculentum
Lineage: Eukaryota; Metazoa; Cnidaria; Scyphozoa; Rhizostomeae; Rhizostomatidae
Product: AP-1 complex subunit beta-1
Biological process (GO): vesicle-mediated transport; intracellular protein transport
Cellular component (GO): membrane coat; clathrin adaptor complex
Molecular function (GO): clathrin binding
Source: RefSeq, a predicted model, not a curated record